This is a messenger RNA of Aspergillus thermomutatus, 1218 nucleotides long. Its product is annotated as Zn(II)2Cys6 transcription factor. The record is from RefSeq and is a predicted model, not a curated record. The coding region runs from base 1 to 1218 and encodes 405 amino acids. The transcript has a single exon. Gene Ontology annotation, molecular function: zinc ion binding; DNA-binding transcription factor activity, RNA polymerase II-specific. Lineage: Eukaryota; Fungi; Ascomycota; Eurotiomycetes; Eurotiales; Aspergillaceae. Gene Ontology annotation, biological process: regulation of transcription by RNA polymerase II.
AUGGCCAAAAAACUGACAUGCAAGCAGUGCGACGAGAAAAAGCCAACCUGCACCAAUUGUCGACAGCAUGCCGUCAUCUGUGAUUAUGCCACUGAAUCAGCUGCACCAUCUCGACCUUCGCGACGACAAUAUCGAUUCAAACAGUCAAGAUACGAGGUCGAGACCGGCUCAUCCAAUACCACAGACACCAGCAUACAGCCAUCUAGUCCAGUCGUCCUCAGCGGACCGGCUCCCCCUCCCCCUCUGGAGAGCAUCUCCCUGGCAGACCUGCAGCUCUUCCACCACUUUGUCACCUCAACCGCCAGCACCGUGACAGACGGACACGACCCCAAACACCUCUGGGACAUCCACGUCCCGCAAUGGGGCUUCGCCUUCCCGUCCAUCUUGCAUCUCAUCCUCGCGCUCUCCGCCCUCCAUCUGGCGCACAAGCAGCCGGCCAUGCGCGCUAACUACCUGAAACAGGCAGACGACCAUUUCACCUUCGGCGUGCGCUCCGUGACCACCGUGCUGUCCAGCCUGAACCAGGAGAACUGCCAGUACAUCUACAUCUCGGCCAUGCUGAUCUGCCUCGUGUACUUUGGGCAUGGGCCGCGCGCGGGCGAGUUCCUCGUUUUUAGCGAGACCGGGCAGGCGGAGUGGCUGGUUCUCAUGCGCGGUGUGAGAUCGAUUGUGGAGUCGAGGCGUGCGGAGAUCUUUUCCGGGCUGUUGGCGCCUGAAGCGCUGGAAGGGGAGGCGCGGUUGGACUCGGAGCUGGCGGACGAGCUGGAGCGGCAUAAGGGCCGGAUCCGGGGCGUCCAGGGGUUAAUCCGUGCGGAGACGAUCGACACCGGGGUCACGGAGAUGUACGAUUCUGCCUUGGAUAGUCUGCAAGAUACCUUUGACGAGGUAUAUCGGAUGAGAGGCGCCGGGGAGCAUGGGGUGAAUUUGAUGCCUAUGGUUAUUGGGUGGAUAUAUCGGCUUUCGGAGCGAUUCGUCGGGUUGCUGGAGGUGAAGGAUGCGCUUGCGCUGGCCAUCCUGGCCUACUGGGCUAUUCUUUUCAAGUACAUGCAAUCCUCGUGGCUGAUGACGGGGUGGGAUGAGCAUGUUCUGUCGGGAAUCCACGCCUCUCUGCGAGAGGAGCACCUUGGUUGGAUUCGGUGGCCGACAGAGUGUAUAUUCGGGGACACAGAGAAGAUUGACAUUCCGGCCAACUCUAGCAAGCGAUUGCUCCAAGCCUAG